Sceloporus undulatus (fence lizard) is the source of this 1605-nucleotide messenger RNA. RefSeq lists its product as uncharacterized. The transcript is spliced from 2 exons. The coding region runs from base 37 to 747 and encodes 236 amino acids. NCBI's taxonomy places the organism in Eukaryota, Metazoa, Chordata, Lepidosauria, Squamata, Phrynosomatidae. Gene Ontology annotation, biological process: DNA recombination; DNA integration. The record is from RefSeq and is a predicted model, not a curated record. Gene Ontology annotation, molecular function: DNA binding.
GCUGCACUAGCAUUCUAUUCACGGGCCAGGGGUUUCAUGGAUAACACAAGUGAUUUUAGGGUCCGAAGAGUUCUUGAGGGGUGGGCUAGGGAGGCACCCCCACUCCCAGACUCUCGCCUUCCAGUGUCGGAAGUGGUCCUGCAGAGGAUACUGCCAACCCUGUCAGCGAUAUGCAGCACGCCUUUCGAGACUGUCUUGUUCCAGACAGCUUUCACGGUGGCCUUUUUCGCAGCUACUCGCAUCAGUGAACUCUUGCCUAAAUCCAAGUCGGAUAAAUCUCAAAGGGCCAUUCAGGUUGACAAUAUCACAAUCGGUGAGAAGGGUAUGUCAGUUCGCUUCCGCUGCUCCAAGACAGAUCAGCUCAGAAGGGGGCAAGCUAUAUUCCUGAACAGGGCUCCUUUGGGCCAGAUAUGUCCAGUUGGCUUAUUGGAACGUUAUCUACGGAUGCGUCCCCCGGUGACAGGUUCUUUGUUUGUUCAUGCUUCGGGGGUCCCUUUGACACAGUUUCAAUUCCUGGCUGUUUUCAAAAAGGCAGUCAUGAAGGUGGGUCUGUCACCGGACCAUUUCUCCUCUCAUUCAUUCCGCAUUGGAGCAGCAACGGCGGCGGCCACGCAUGGUUUGCCAUCCGCGAUUGUGCGCAAGGCGUCCUUCCUAUGGUCUGGAUCAUCGGACACAGCAUUGUAUUUUGGGCGGAACGUCAUGCAAUCUUCUCCAGCAGAGGGACCGACCUGGGUUUGUCAGCGGUAGCCACCAUCCGUUGGGCAGGCCGCCGGGGAAUGUUGUGGGGGGCAUUCCUCCCACGUGUGAUUGAGAUGGCAGCGGAAGGAACGCCCCCGGAUGUCAUAUUAAUACACCUGGGGGAGAAUGACUUGGUAAGGAUGCCCGGAUUGCAGCUCGUGGGACGGAUGACAUCAGACCUUCACCAAUUACGACGGCGAUUUCCUCAAGCGACUAUUCUCUGGACGAGGCUGCUACCUAGACGGGCAUGGCCGGGUGCUCGGAGUGAAUCUGCAAUCAAUGCAGCAAGGCGACAUGUUAACCGGGAUAUAACACGGAACUUGGCUUGGAUAGGGGGGCGGGCAGUUUCACACCGAGACAUACGGGUCGAACUGCCUGAUUUGUUCAGGGGUGAUGGUGUCCAUCUGUCCCCUCGCGGAUGUGACCUUUACCUGGAUGAGAUGUCCAGGGCCAUUGGGGGUUCCAUAAGUGAUAGGGCUGGUGGGGGGAGGGGUGGCCAAGCUGGGCUGGCCCCCUCCUGUGGCGGUAAUGGUCAGCCCUGUCACUAAUGGAGGGCAGAUUUAUGUGUGACAGGCAUACAACAGAAGGACAGAAAAAUGAUUUAUGGGGGUAAUAAAAUAAUUAACGGUUUGACAAAUGAUUUAUGAGCUUGUCAAAGAUAAUUUAUGAGGGUAAUUAUCUUUGAUUUAUGGGCUAAAUUUUGAUGGAUUGCGAUUAUGAUUUAUGAUAGAUUUAUGGUUAAUUAUGAGUGAUUUAUGGAUUAUUUCUUGAUUGAUUUAUGACCUGGAUUUGGCUUGCCUACUCUGUGCCUGUCACACAUGUAAUUAAUUUCCUAUGCAAUAAAGUUGUGGCCUAAUUUUAACCCAA